AUGUUUCGAGCAGUCGUGCAGUUGGUGUGUUCGCGUGGGGACGGUGUGCCACUUGAGUUUCUGAAGCUGGAAUCUGAUGGGCGUGGGGUGCUAGAGAAAGCGACCAUAGGACAGGACACUGUCAUUGCGUGCUGGUCAGAAAGCAUGUCUGAAGCAGUUGCCCUCGCAUGGGACAGAGCAGUCCUCGAUCACCAACGGCUCUUUCCAAGCAGUUCCCGUGAACACACAUGUUUGUUCGACUUCAUUCUGUGGUCAUUGGAGCCCAUCCCCAUCAACAACAAGGACACCAAGUUGAAGACUUUGAAGUCUUUUCUUUCCGUCCCUGCCAUGACGCUGGUGACCCAUGUAGCAAAGUUUCUUGAUGAUGUUUACCUUCCAUGGGCUCUGAGCCACGUUGCAGACCCCGGUGAUGACGAUGACGAUCAAGGGCCUUUUGCUAUUCAUUCAACAGGUGGCACGAAGCGACGUCGCACAGGCACAUUGACCACCAACGUUGUGUGUGCCAAAGCGGCUGACCGCUUGUUCCGGGGCAAGGACAGGUGGGCAAGCAAGGCUCUCUCCGAGGUGUCCAAGACGGUGCAUGUCCGUGUGGGCCAGCUUGCUCAUAAGAUCUGCGCUGCAUGGUUGCUCAUGUUCUCCGUGCACGAACGGAACUUGAAGGCUGCAAGCACUUCUCUGUACCCACCUGAGUCAGUCUACAUCGACGGCUCCGACAUUGCUGAAGCACCGACCGAAGUGGUGUUUCUUUGGUCUCAUGAACUUGCUGCUGGAGCAUAUGGUCCCCCAGGCGAUCCAGAUGACCUGGGAAUUGCUGCACGAGAGGGUCUUGCCACAGUGGUGCUUGCAGGAGCAUACACGGCAGAGAUGGCAGCAGCAGUGCUGACCAAGACCAUCAACGACUCCAACUACCUCGAAAAGCCAUGCUGUUUCAAGUCUGUCAGCUGCCAUGUCCUUCUGCUGCACAUGGAGCUCGAUCCCCAUUGUAGACAGCUGGUGAUUGAUCACCACAAGUGGAUUGCUACAUUCUUGCCGGAGACAGGCAGCCUACCGUGCAUAUUUCCGGACGUUUUGCAACAGCUGCCGCCAGAGCCACUGUUUUUCCUACCGGGUACCUUUAAUGAGAAACGAUCUAGGGUGGAAGGCUGCACAUUGGCACCUCGUCAGGCAUGCUGCACCCAUGCUUCCUUCUGUCCUAGCAACCUCAGAACGGAUGUGGACGUAUCUGGGCUUCCCUGCCCAGAUAACAGCAAGGCCAACCACAAGAGAAAAUUCGAGCAGGGGGACAGCGGGCUGAUUUACAUCACCUGGGCGAAGGAUCUGAAGAUCGACGUCGUGCGAGAGCUGCUCGAGGACGAUUACCUGGUGAUCCAGCUAUUCGUAGGGAGCACCGACCUGACCUAUCUUCUGAGUGACUUCGAAAAAGAGCAAGUGGCAGCCCUCAGCGAGCAAUACAAGCAACGCUGGGGCGUUGAUCCAUGCCUGGAUGCCGACCUAGUGUUUUUCCUUGGUGAUCGUGCAACGUACUCACGUAUGUGGAGUGCUGUGAGUGGCAAGCUACCCACUUACCGGCGCAACCCUGGCAAGUAUUG
Molecule: messenger RNA, 1589 nt
Organism: Symbiodinium necroappetens
Lineage: Eukaryota; Dinophyceae; Suessiales; Symbiodiniaceae
Source: the annotation of a GenBank genome assembly